This is a messenger RNA of Plutella xylostella (diamondback moth), 3353 nucleotides long. NCBI's taxonomy places the organism in Eukaryota, Metazoa, Arthropoda, Insecta, Lepidoptera, Plutellidae. The record is from RefSeq and is a predicted model, not a curated record.
CCAGAUUUUAAACGUCAAAAAACGUAAACAAGCACUUGCAUUGCGUUGCACUGCACCUUAUUUUAUAAUUUAAUAGUUUUGUGAUGUUACAUCUAGCAAAAUUACAGCAAACAUGGAGCGUGAUGAAACCUUCGUGAAUUCUGAUGUUUUUAAUGUGCAGGACAUUGCUGAAAUCGAAGAUUUUCUUAGUGGUUGUGAUGGAGACUUCAUGCAAAAGCUCGAGCAGGAGCUAGCGCUCACCGACAAUGAUGCUGCGAUGUUGAAUGUUGACACAAAAGUUGAGGUUGCAACUUCUCCUCAAGUGUCCCCCUACUACACCACUGCGGGGAACCCCCUGGUGUCGCAGCAGACCCGUUUGCCUUCCAUACAAACCGUACACCGAGCUCCGCCUUCUAUUAAACCAGUGCCAGGAGGUUAUACGAGGGAGAGUGUGUACCAGCUUAAAGAAGAGUCACCGUUGCCCGAUGUUACUCAGCACAGUCAAAGGCAACAGGCAGCCCAGCCCCCGCUGGUGGUCCAGCAAGUGGUCCCAAGCCCUCUUUACGUUAACCUCCCACCAGGGAGCUACCAGCGCUUGCCGGACCGAACCUCCAUUCUACAGCUUGAAAACCUCACGCAAAUCAACCAACAGCCGAAGCUGCAACCUCAGCAGCCUCUGCUCAUACAGAACAAUGCUAAGGGAGUCACCCCAGUUAUUUUCAAAGGUGCCGAUGCCAACUUCUCACCGCUUAUUCUGCAGUCUAAUAUGAUUAACCCAGAGGCACAGACAAUAAUGUACACCAGUGCACCAGUACAAGGUGUAGCACCAGGCAUCAUUAACACACAAGCGAAUACAGAUGCUAGACCUCUCCGCACAUUUUUGACCAGUAACAAUGGUACCGUCCUCACAACUGGCAUCCCAGUUGUAUUUGAAGGAGACAAAAUUGCUCUAAGUAGGGAGCCCACUGCCUCUCCGCCUAAAGUGAGAGAAGUUAAGAGAAGUGCCCACAAUGCAAUCGAGAGAAGAUACAGAACUAGUAUUAAUGAGAGAAUCAUAGAACUUAAAAAUAUGCUGGUAGGAGAGGAAGCUAAGCUAAACAAAUCAGCAAUAUUACGCAAAACCAUAGAAUACAUAAAGUACCUGCAAAACCAGAACUCCAGACUAAAACAAGAGAACCUAGCUCUCAAACUAGCCUGCCAGAAGUCUGGAGUGAAGGAUCCCAUCAUCAUGGAGGGAGCGUACACUCCGCCGCACAGUGACAUCUCCUCUCCAUACCACUCUCCUCACGGCAUUGACAGUGAUGGACCUUCGUCCCCAGAGUUCAAAGUAGAAGAAAAAUACUCCAAAGUGGUGAUGGGCAUGGGUGACCACUCGCGCCUCGCUCUAUGCGCGUUCAUGAUCGGGUUAUUGACUUUCAACCCCUUCAGUGCCUUGUUCAGUAGCUACAUGACCCCGGCUGCGAGCUUCGACUACACAGCCAGGGUUGACCAGAGGAGAAUACUGGCUGAUGAUUUGGAUGGUGGGAUGUCGUGGGGAGUGUGGCUGUUCAACACAUUCUUCAUCUCCAUGAUUAACUUCAUAGUGCUGGGAGGGUGUCUCAUAAAGUUGUUGGUCUACGGGGACACAGUUCCCAAGUUUCAAUCUAAAGAGGCUGGCGUGUUCUACAAACACAAACGACAAGGAGACAACUUUAUGAAACGGAACGACCCAGCAAACGCGCGGCUAGAAUACCACCGCGCGCUGGCAGCGUGCGGCGCGGGGGUGCGCGGGGGGCGCGGGCGGCGCGCGGGCCCGGCGCUGGCGGCCGCGGGGCUGCGCCAGGCGCUGCAGCGCACGCCGCCGGGGGCUGCGCUGGCGAGGCGAGCUGGGGACCUGUGGGCUGACAGCCCUGCUCGCCGCGCCACUCAACACUGGGCGUCCGAAGUCUCAAACGUGUCCCACCGUUUGGCCCAACUGGCCCUUCUCUCGGACCACUCUGGGCGAAGUGAGCGCAUUCUGCUGGCCCUACAAGCGGUCAACUUGGCCGAAGUGGCCGGGAAUAGACCGAUGGUGGCCGAUACUUACGUCACCGCUGCGUUGGUCUUCAAGAAUUACAUGCCUAAGUUUGGACGCUGGUUGUGUGGCUACUACCUGCGCCUGGCUCGCAACGCGUGCUCAGACUCCUGCCUGGCGCCGCCAGUGCGCCUGCGCUGGCUGCUCACUGAUGAAGGACAGAAGUUCCUGUCGACAAGGCAGUGGAGCUAUGAGGAGGCGCAUCCACCGGCCGUUCUGUUCUCGCUGUUGCCUAAUAAGGCGGAUCCUUUGGCUUAUGCUAUGCGGGCAUACCACCUCGAGCUUCUUCAGAAGAGCCUGCAGUUAUUGCUAUGUGCCGACGAGAACAGCAACACUCGCGACGUGCUCGCUAUUACGAAGCUGAUCACUGAUGACGUUUCUACUGAUGCGCCUACGCACACAGGCUGCUGGGACCCAGUGAUGGAGUGGUGGGCCAACAUAGUAGCAGUCGCCGCGGCGUGGUUGCUAGGCGACGCGGCGGCGGCGGCCGAGACAGCUGAUCGCGUGCACCUGAUGCCCGAGCCACUGGCUAGCAGCGAGGACCCGCUGCCAGGGGCCCUGCACAUGGCAUACAAAAGCCGCCGUGGCCUACUGACGUUAUCACAGUGCAGCGAUGCGACCCAACGGGAGAGGAGCUCAGAAACCAUUCUUAAGGUUUGCGAUAUCGCUGGAGGCAGGUUAGCAGACUCUUUGGCUUACUACUGCUGCAGAAAACCAACACAACUUAUGCUGUUGAUGCAAGUGCUGUGCUGUGAUUGGCUGCUGGAGGUGCGCGCGGGGGUGUGGGAGGCGAACGCGGGGGCGGAGUCGAAGCCGGCGCCGGCCAAUCAGCUGCGAGCGUUCCAGAGAGACCUGCAUUCGCUGCGCCGACUCUCGACGAAUAUUCCUUGGGUGACAUCCCGCGUGUUCCUCCACUCGGCGGUCUGCCGGAUGCUGGCGGGCGCGGCGCCGCGACGCACGCAGCAGCUGUUGGACGGGAGUCUACGCCCGCGCCCGCACCGCGCCUCCGCCAUCUGCGGGAAAGAACGCGUGCUAGAAGGCGGCGGCGGCGAGGGCGAGCGAGCGGUAGCGCUUUACAUGGCGUGCAAACAUCUACCAGAAGCAGUUAUAUCAACUCCGGGAGAAAGAGCGGGAAUGUUGGCACAAGCCGCGGCGACCCUCCAACGCAUAGGACACCGCAGUCGCCUGCCGCACUGCUACCAUCUCAUGAAGAGUUUCGGAACGCUGCCCUCUGCGCCGUGAUGCGUUCGAAUAUCGAAUAUUUAAUUUGUGUUUUUUGUAAAGCUUAGUUGGUACUGUUUAAUAAAGAUGUUUUGUAAUA